Solanum stenotomum is the source of this 1357-nucleotide messenger RNA. Its product is annotated as putative late blight resistance protein homolog R1B-23. The annotation marks the transcript as partial. Gene Ontology annotation, biological process: protein folding. Gene Ontology annotation, molecular function: alpha-tubulin binding. The transcript has a single exon. The record is from RefSeq and is a predicted model, not a curated record. Lineage: Eukaryota; Viridiplantae; Streptophyta; Magnoliopsida; Solanales; Solanaceae.
UGGAUUGCAGAAGGUUUCAUAAGGACGUCUUCCGGAAGUCGUGAAAGCUUGGAGGAAGUGGCUGAACAUUAUUUGGAGGAUCUUAUCCGCAGGAACUUGAUAAUGGCUAGAAAAAAAAGAUUCAAUGGUGAGGUAAAAGCAUGCGGAAUACAUGAUCUGCUGCGUGAGUUCUGUUUGAUAGAAGCUGAAAUGACAAAGUUUAUGCAUGUUGUGAGAACUCCAUUGUCACCAGCACAAAAGCCUAAUUUUCGUCGCUUCAGUAUUCAAAAGUAUAUUAAGGAUGGUCAUAAGCUCUUACCCCCUGUAGCCAGAUCUAUCUACUGCUUUUCUUACUUGGAUCUACCUUUUGAACCCCGUAUUAGGCUUCUCCCUAUAUUGCCCAUCUACCGUCAUGAUCCUAUAAUACAUGGAUUUUUCUCUUGUUUCAACCGUCUCAGGGUAUUGGCCAUCUUCCCUGUCUGGUUCGGCUCAUUUCCACUUGUGAUUACAAAGUUAUUUCAUUUGAGAUAUCUCCAAGUUCCAUGUUUGGGUAAUAUUCCUCAAUCAAUCUCACAGCUUCUGAAUUUGCAAACUCUAGUUUGUGAUGGUCAUUCUUCAGGGACAACUUUAACUAGGAAGAUAUGGAUGUUGAAGAACUUGAGGUAUAUACGUUUAGGGGGAGCCACUUAUUUACCAAGUCCUAGAAUAGAUAACAAUCUUGUGAUGGGGAUGCCAAAUCUAGAGGAACUUUACGGUAUUUGUUACUCUAGUUGUACAAAUGAAGUCAUUUCUAGCACUCCCAAUCUAAAGAGAUUGAUCAUUCGUUUACAUUUUAGAGUACGAAACAAUAUUCCAGAUCAUCCCUUGGAUAUGUCCAGCUUGACAAAACUUGAGACAUUCAAGUUUUACUGGAAAGGUUCUUUGGAAGACCCCAUCAAGAUAUUUGUUUUUCCAAAAUCACUUAGAAGAUUGUCUUUAACUUGGUGUUAUAAGUUUAUUUGGGAAGAGAUAUCAUCAACUUUUAUCAUGUUGCCAUAUCUUGAAGAGCUCAAACUUAAAUAUUGUCGAGCCGAAGAUGAUAUAUGGAGAUUGACUGACAAAGACAUAUUCAGAAGCUUGAAGUUGUUGUUACUGAGCUACCCAAAUCUUAAGGGUUGGGAAGCAAGCAGCGAUAACUUCCCUAAUCUAAAACGCCUUGUUCUGAAGAAAUGCAGGGACCUGCAAGAAAUUCCAACAGAUUUCGUGGAAAUUUGUACUUUGGAAUCGAUUGAGUUACAUGAUUGCACCACUACUGCUGAGGAAUCUGUCAGAAAUAUCGAACAAGAACGAGAGGACAUGGGAUAUAAUAUCCUUAAGGUCUACAUCCAUAACAGACACA